Messenger RNA from Cucumis sativus (cucumber), 1530 nucleotides. RefSeq names its product putative invertase inhibitor. The coding region runs from base 805 to 1371 and encodes 188 amino acids. Lineage: Eukaryota; Viridiplantae; Streptophyta; Magnoliopsida; Cucurbitales; Cucurbitaceae. The record is from RefSeq and is a predicted model, not a curated record. Gene Ontology annotation, molecular function: enzyme inhibitor activity. The transcript has a single exon.
UAAUAUAAUGAAAAUGUUGAUUUAUAGACACAUUCUAAACAUGCAAAACCAAUAUCCUAAAACUACAUUUGUCAACAUAAUGAAAAUGGGGCUUUGCUGGAAUUUAGUUGGAUAUUGACUUGAAAGGCUGCUUGGACAACUUGGAAUGAUCAGAUUAACAUUCAAGUGGUUGAGUUUGGUUCCAUGUGGAUUUUCGAUUUUAUUUGAUAGGUGGAAAACAAUUGCCUAUGAAGGAGUUUGUUGUUUCUCAAAAUGAUAUCUACGUCCAUGUGAAUGUUGCUUGCUUGUCAUCCUAAUACUUAAAAGAGACGGAUUUUGUAAGGUUUCGUAACAUUACACUUCUUUUAUGUUCUUAAACUACGAUACGAUACAAAUUCUUCAAAAGAGCUUUGAGAGGUUUUAGGUUCAACCCCAACUUGACUUCCAUUUUGAGUUUUGAGGUGAUUGGAACUUCACAAUUUUCCACUUAAUGUUUGCCUUUUGCUAAAAAAAUAAAUAGACACAUGAAAACCAAGAAAAGUUUAAUAUGAAUAAGACUUAUUUAGAAAAUUUGUUAAGAAAAGGGCCUAAAAAUGGAACAGAAAAACAAGGCCAACAACAAUUCCUAAAGGCUUCAACUUCACCAAGAAAUUACCCCCAAAAACAGCGGUCAACCAUUGGCCUCCUCAGGCCAUCCGCUCCUCUCUCUACAACCAAACAAAUCCACAACACAUUUAAAAACACCCCAUCAUUCUCCACCUUUCUCAAUUCAUCUUCAACAACAAGAGAAUUCCGACUACCAUUUUGAAGCAAAGAGGUUAUACAAUGAAGUCUAUUGCCAUUGCCGUAGCCUUUUUAGUUGUUUCACUUUGCCAGUUCCAAAUACUUGCUCAAACUCCACAAACGCCAACCACCUCUGGAGGCAAUGAUCUUAUCUCCAAAACCUGCAGUAGCACAUCUUACAGUGAAAUGUGUAAAACAAUCUUACAAUCAUCUCCCAACAGCAAAGGAGCAGAUUUAUAUGGCCUAGCACAAAUUGUAAUGAACGUUGCAGCAGAUAAUGUUAGCAGCAUAUAUGAAAACAUAAACCAAUUACAAAAUGGCACAUCAGUAGACAGUUUCUUGGAUUCGUGUUUGACAGAUUGUUUGGAGAGCUUUCAGGACGCUAUUGAUCAAAUUGAAGAUUCAGUAACAGCACUGGAAUUCAAAGCCUAUAAUGAUGUUAAGACAUGGAUUUCAGCUGCCAUGAGUGAUGUAGCUACAUGUGAUUCGGGGUUCAAAGAAAAACAAGGCUAUCAAUCUCCAAUUGCCCAAAUGACCUCAGUUUUUGACCAGAUUUGCAGCAUUAUCUUGUCCAUUAAUCAACUCUUAAGCCAAGGGAAUACUAACUAAUGGAAACAGCCAAGGUGUCUGAUCGUUUCAUUUGGCAUUAAAGUAAAAACCUUAUUUAUUAUUGAAGUUUCAUACAAUAUAUGGUUAUGUAAAAAUCAUUUCACAUAGUGAAAAUCAAAUUAUUACCACCGGAUCUUGAGAUUCAUAACAAUUCAAGAA